Molecule: messenger RNA, 1090 nt
Organism: Verruconis gallopava
Lineage: Eukaryota; Fungi; Ascomycota; Dothideomycetes; Venturiales; Sympoventuriaceae
Exons: 2
Coding region: 40-615 (191 amino acids)
Biological process (GO): protein insertion into mitochondrial inner membrane
Cellular component (GO): TIM22 mitochondrial import inner membrane insertion complex
Molecular function (GO): transmembrane protein transporter activity
Source: RefSeq, a predicted model, not a curated record
AGGAGACCCAUCAUCGUCCUCUCAUCGUCGACAACAAAGAUGAACUUCCCUGGUACAGGCGGCAGCAGUGCAUCGCCUCUUGGCGUUAUGGGCGGAGGCAUGGCUGGGGGCAUGACCGCACAGCAGAUACAGGAAGCGCAAAUGAUCAAGACGAUGCAAGCCGUGAUGGAAUCCUGCCCUGGCAAAACCGUCAUGUCCGGAGUUAUGGGCUUCGCGCUUGGUGGCGCCUUCGGCCUCUUCAUGUCCUCGAUGCGAUACGACACGCCGCUUUCCACCACACUUCCCGGCACAAACACAGCCAUAGCCGACCUUCCCAUACGACAGCAGCUGAAACAUGGCCUGAAAGACAUGGGGAAGCAGUCGUUUUCGUCGGCAAAAAAUUUCGGCUUGAUCGGUGCUGUGUUCACGGCGUCGGAAUGCACAAUUGAGGGCCUGAGAGCAAAGAACGAUCUGUGGAACGGCGUAGCGGGCGGGUGCAUCACAGGAGGUGCUCUGGCAAUGAAAGCAGGACCGCAAGCAGCGGCUGUUGGGUGUGCAGGCUUCGCAGCAUUCAGCGCGGCAAUAGACGCAUAUAUGCGGAUGCCAGAGGAUGAGAAGAGGAUGCCUGUUGUUUAAAAAGCUUUAUUGUCUAGAGAUUCACAUGUAUUACCAAGACGCUUUGGGUUCUAUAUAUUGCAUAGAUGGAUGGCGUACGGACAAGGCAGUAUCUUCACUACUUGCAUAGGAAGGAGUUUGUGUGGCUACUUGAUCAAGGGGAGACCAGAUGGUGUUCUUGUGCAGAUUGAACAAUCAAGCAAACGUCUCAAGAACUGAAUAGGCAAGCAUAAUGUGAAGACUAGCUGGAAUUGUCACGCGAAAAGCCACCGUGUUCAGCAGGUUUUGCUAAGUAUUGCUCUUAAAUGCCAUCAACUUCGACUGCAGACUAUGCUGAUAGAUAGUAUGGGUCACGAAGGUUUCCACCCCACGAUAGGCCAAAGUAAGCCACAAAGUUCAUUUACUCGAGUUUAGGUUCUCUUGCCAGCCAGAAAAGUGACUCAAUUCCUUUCGGCAUCGAAUUGAUCUAAUCGCCAUUAUUAAUUCAAAUCAAGGG